Caretta caretta (loggerhead turtle) is the source of this 9485-nucleotide messenger RNA. RefSeq names its product oxysterol binding protein 2 (gene OSBP2). The record is from RefSeq and is a predicted model, not a curated record. Gene Ontology annotation, molecular function: cholesterol binding. NCBI's taxonomy places the organism in Eukaryota, Metazoa, Chordata, Testudines, Cheloniidae. Gene Ontology annotation, cellular component: plasma membrane; cytosol; perinuclear endoplasmic reticulum.
UGGCUCUUCAAAUGGACCAACUACCUGAAGGGCUACCAGCGCCGCUGGUUCGUGCUCAGCAACGGGCUGCUCAGCUACUACAGUGCACUGUCUUCUUCUGUACAAACCAGCAAAGGAAACAAUGGCAGCUGAAACCAGUGACCAAGUGAUCUGUCAAAUGAAAGAUUACUACAGGUGCAGACUGAACUGCUUUGGCCAUCAAUUGGGAACUUUUGUUUACGACCCACUGCAAUGAUGAUGUUGGACAACUUAGCGAAUCUACGCUGGAAUGUUAAGCACCUGUCCUGCCUCCACCUCCGUUGUUGUUGACUUUGCAUCUAUUGUAAAGCUUGCCAAGAGGAGAAACUGGAGAGGCCUAUUGUGUUGCUUUCUAAAGAGCCAUUUGGACAGAUGGAGCCUAACAUAGGAGAGCUCUUUACUUUAUCAAACCUUAGCUGCUGGGAAUGCCUGUUCCUUUCCUAGAAAUUGCUGCCUACCUGAGGAGAUCAGAGUAACAGCAUCUGAUGAAGACACAGGCUGAAAUGGCUCACACCUGCCGCGGAACCAUCAACUUGUCAACAGCGCACAUUGAUACAGAGGACUCCUGUAACAUCGUACUCUCCAAUGGGGGAAGGACAUACCAUCUAAAGGCAAGCUCCGAAGUGGAGAGGCAACGAUGGGUCACUGCUUUGGAGCUGGCCAAAGCAAAAGCUAUCCGUAUGAGGAACAACCAGUCAGAUGACUCUGGUGAUGAGGAACCAACCUCGCAGUCUGACAAGAGUGAGCUGCACAGCACUCUGAAAAGCCUCGCCAGUAAGCUGGAGGAUCUAAGCACGUGCAAUGACCUUAUUGCCAAGCACGGGGCGGCUCUCCAGAGGUCCCUGAGUGAGCUGGAGAACCUGAAGCUGCCUGCCGAGAGCGGGGAGAAGAUCAAAGCCGUCAAUGAGCGAGCCACCCUCUUCCGGAUCACCUCCAAUGCUAUGAUCAAUGCUUGCCGCGACUUCCUGGAGUUAGCCGAGAGCCACAGUCGGAAAUGGCAGCGGGCUCUACAGUAUGAGCGGGAGCAAAGGAUCUGCCUGGAGGAGACCAUUGAGCAGUUAGCCAAACAGCACAACAGCUUGGAACGGGCCUGCCGGGGAGCCCCCGGCCUGUCCUCGAGCGCCACAGCAGUCAGCAGCACUUCCAAGGGGAGUGUGCCGCCUGCCAAAGGGGAAGCCAGUGAUGAAGAUGAGGAGACAGAGUAUUUUGAUGCCAUGGAGGAUGCACCAGCUUUUAUCACAGUAGCCGCAGACCCCAAACAUCACAGGCGUUCUGGCAGUAACCUGAGCGGGGCCAGCGAGGGGCACCCUGAGGACUGGAACCUGGAGGACAAUGUCUUUGAGAGCGCAAAUAAAACUGGCUACAAUGAAUCAACGGGCAAAGACGUCCUGCCGAAGAAGAGGAGACGAACGCGCAUCCCAGACAAACCCAACUACAGCCUUAACCUCUGGAGCAUAAUGAAAAACUGCAUUGGCAAAGAACUGUCCAAGAUCCCUAUGCCUGUAAACUUCAAUGAGCCACUUUCCAUGCUGCAGAGGCUGACCGAGGACCUGGAAUACCACGAGCUGCUGGACAAAGCUGUGAAGUGCGAGAGCUCCACCGAGCAGAUGUGUUUCGUUGCUGCAUUUUCAGUGUCUUCCUACUCGACGACUGUGCACCGCACUGCGAAGCCGUUCAACCCCCUGCUGGGGGAAACAUACGAACUCGACCGGCUAGAUGAGCUUGGCUUCCGAUCGCUCUGCGAGCAGGUGAGCCAUCACCCACCAGCUGCGGCCCAUCAUGUGUAUUCCAAGCAAGGCUGGACGCUGUGGCAGGAAAUUACAAUUGCCAGCAAGUUCAGGGGCAAAUACCUCUCUAUCAUGCCACUGGGUGCCAUCCAUCUAGAAUUUCACUCCAGCGGGAACCACUAUGUCUGGAGGAAGGUCACCUCCACCGUUCACAACAUCAUUGUGGGCAAGCUCUGGAUCGACCAGUCUGGUGACAUAGAGAUUGUUAACCACAAGUCAAAAGAUAAAUGCCAGCUGAAAUUUACUCCCUACAGCUAUUUCUCCAGAGACGUCCCCCGAAAGGUGACGGGCGUGGUAACGGACGCUGAUGGGAAGGCGCAUUACGCCAUGUCUGGCACGUGGGACGAAAAUAUGGAGUGCUCCAAGAUAGUUCAGAGCAGCCAUGGCAGCACCAGCUCGGAGGGCAAGCAAAAAACCGUCUACCAGACGCUGGCCCCAAAGGUCCUGUGGAAGAAAUAUCCUCUCCCGGAGAAUGCCGAGAACAUGUAUUUUUUCUCUGACCUGGCCCUGACCCUUAACGAGCCUGAGGAGCGAGUGGCCCCCACAGACAGCAGGCUGAGGCCUGACCAGCGGCUGAUGGAGAAUAGCAAGUGGGAUGAGGCCAACGUGGAGAAGCAGAGGCUGGAGGAGAAGCAAAGAGCCGUCCGUCGCAGGCGGGAGGCAGAAGCCGUGGAGGCCUUGGAGGAAGGCAAAGACUAUGAAGGCUACAUCCCGCUGUGGUUUGAGAGAAAGGUGGAUCCCCUGACAGGGGAGCUGAUCUGUGUUUACAAAGGUGGAUACUGGGAAGCCAAGGAGAAACAGGACUGGGAUCUGUGCCCUGAUAUCUUCUGAGCUGCUCCUCCCAUGCCAGGCUGGCAGGCCACAGGAGAGGAGGAAGAGGAGCACCUGGGACGCAUCGGGCAGCAUCCUGCUGUUUAUGUCACAGCGCACAGAAACACACACAGAGUAAAUAAAUACAGAAAUUUAAAAGAAAAUAAAUCAAAACAGGGAUUCCAAACCUAUUUUUUUAUGCACUAAUAAAAUAGCGUUCAGUGUUUUUUUUAACGGUGACAGUUUUUUAGCUACUAAUUAGGAACAAGGACACAUUGAUUUGGUUCAUUUUUAGCCUAGCAUAUUUAUUGCUGUCCGAAGUUGCUGCCUAUAUUUUUUUGAAGCCUCAGCUUUGUUAACUGAGACGUUGACUUCCAAAGAGGCACGCGUUGCGGGGAGACGAUGCACAGCCCUUGGAGCUCUUCCUUCUGACUUUUCCCCCGUUUGCCUAUGGACUUAAUUUUUAAAAAAUCUGCUUGUGGUUCAGGUUCCUUUUUAAAGGCACAAGCAACUCUCAGCUCCCAGUCGUCGCCGAAGCUCUAGGGAGAAGACGACUUUUCUAGAGACGGUAGAUUAGGUGCUUAUUCCUAGGUUCUCCCCAUAGUUCCCAGCAGUGCCCCAUGCUCCCAUAGCUAUGAAUUAGGUUAUUUCUGAAGCUCUUUAGGUGACUUUUAGGGGGAUUGUUUGAGUGGAUUUUUUCCAAUCUGCAAUAUUUAGUUGAUAUUUUUUAGAACCGUCUCUAACAAGAUGCUUUUUGGAUCAUGUUCAUUUUAGUUUUUCCUUUCAACUGUGUCUUACUGGGAAACCGUUCCUUACAGAAAGCAGAAAAGAGGUGAUCUGUCUAGGAAGACUUUUUAAAGCUGCCCUCAGUCAGAGUAGAGUCAGUCUUCGUGGACUAGAGCCAAGACCCUUACUCAGCAGUUCAUAGAUGCCACCAGUGCUCGUCGGGAUCCGUAGCCCACCCAAGCCCAGCUCCUCGAGGCCCCUUCCCCCUCCAUGUCUCACAGUACUAAUUAAUGUUCCCAGCUCUCUUUCCAGGCAGGGUUUGGGCUCUGAGCUGCCCUUUGGCCACCAGGCAAAAAGGUUGAGGCAUGGAUGGUUACUGUCGUAUCGCAGUCAGUGUCAGUCCCCCUAAUGGACAGUUGGAGGUGCAGGGAACAGUGACACUCGUUUAGGCAAGGCAGUAGUAAGGUUCAUGGCGAGCUUGGUGUGAGAGCCCGGAAGUGUAGUCGGAGGCUCUUGAACAAGCAGAUGGCUCCCCUACCCUUUUCAUAGAAUCAUAGAAUAUCAGGGUUGGAAGGGACCUCAGGAGGUCAUCUAGUCCAACCCCCUGCUUGAAGCAGGACCAAUUCCCAGUUAAAUCAUCCCAGCCAGGGCUUUGUCAAGCCUGACCUUAAAAACCUCUAAGGAAGGAGAUUCCACCACCUCCCUAAGUAACCCAUUCCAGUGCUUCACCACCCUCUUAGUGAAAAAGUUUUUCCUAAUAUCCAAUCUAAACCUCCCCCACUGCAACUUGAGACCAUUACUCCUCGUUCUGUCAUCUGCUACCAUUGAGAACAGUCUAGAGCCAUCCUCUUUGGAACCCCCUUUCAGGUAGUUGAAAGCAGCUAUCAAAUCCCCCCUCAUUCUUCUCUUCUGCAGGCUAAACAAUCCCAGCUCCCUCAGCCUCUCCUCAUAACUCAUGUGUUCUAGACCCCCUAAUCAUUUUUGUUGCCCUUCGCUGGACUCUCUCCAAUUUAUCCACAUCCUUCUUGUAGCGUGGGGCCCAAAACUGGACACAGUACUCCAGAUGAGGCCUCACCAACGUCAAAUAGAGGGGAACGAUCACGUCCCUUGAUCUGCUCGCUAUGCCCCUACUUAUACAUCCCAAAAUGCCAUUGGCCUUCUUGGCAACAAGGGCACACUGCUGACUCAUAUCCAGCUUCUCGUCCACUGUCACCCCUAGGUCCUUUUCCGCAGAACUGCUGCCUAGCCAUUCGGUCCCUAGUCUGUAGCUGUGCAUUGGGUUCUUCCGUCCUAAGUGCAGGACCCUGCACUUAUCCUUAUUGAACCUCAUCAGAUUUCUUUUGGCCCAAUCCUCCAAUUUGUCUAGGUCCUUCUGUAUCCUGUCCCUCCCCUCCAGCGUAUCUACCACUCCUCCCAGUUUAGUAUCAUCCGCAAAUUUGCUGAGGGUGCUAUCCACACCAUCCUCCAGAUCAUUUAUGAAGAUAUUGAACAAAACCGGCCCCAGGACCGACCCUUGGGGCACUCCACUUGAUACCGGCUGCCAACUAGACAUGGAGCCAUUGAUCACUACCCGUUGAGCCCGACAAUCUAGCCAGCUUUCUACCCACCUUAUAGUGCAUUCAUCCAGCCCAUACUUCCUUACUUCAGGUUCCUUUUCCUUUCCCCCAUUCCCUUGGCUUCCUUCCACUUCCACCCCAUCCUCCUGCUAUCUCCUUGGCGAUCUUUCUCUUGUGCCCACCCCCAAUCUGGUGUCCUCUCCUUAGGCUCUACUCCCCUCCCCCAGCCUGGGCCACUGACUUCAGUGUGCAGGGUGGGUUGGGGAGCAGAGCAUGGGGGGCUCAGCAGAGGAGCAGGAGGAGAGAUGUAGUUAUCUGGCAGGAUGCCCCAGCUCCAGCACAGGGACCCCUGAGUGAGGCUGGCUCUGUGUUAUGCCUGGCUACAAGUCACUCUAGCUCAGUCACAUGUGACUCGUGGAUCCCAGUUCCCACUCCCCUGAUGCACAGAUGGGCCAGAUCCAAGAUCCCCAAACGCAGCUGGAGGGAUGCAGGAUUCCAGCAUGGCUCCCGUGACUAUAAUGGGUUGCUCCAGAGCCUAGCUCUGAGCACUAACCCCCAAACACCAUUAAAUCACCCUGCAGUCAAAGGGGAGAGAUGCCCCAGGAGCUCUGCUCACAGACACACACACACACACACCCCCGCCGCUGGGCCCUGGGCGGUGUCCCACCUCUGGCAGGACUGAGCCUACUUGCUGAGCUCUGUCACAGGUGCAUGGGAAAAGCCCAGAGACUUUUGGGCAGAAGGGGGUGAGGGCAGCCUGUUCCUGCACUGCAGAGGGUGUUUGGGGCUCGCAUCAGCUGCUGGAAAUGGGGCACAACAUUGUAAUGGCCCAGUAGAAAGCUGAGUGCACUGUGGGCCACUGGCCCCACUCUGCCCUAGGGCCCUCCCUUGGUUCCCUGCAGGAAGGUGGCAGGCAAUGGUUUGCUUUCCGUGCUGUGUGCAGGCACCAGUCCUGGACUGUCACUGGCUGCUCCAGCUCAGCCCGUGCUGCAGGGCUCAUUUAGAUCCAUGCACUACUGCAGACACUCCCCUCCCCCCCACCGCAGGGCUGGACGAGCAGCAGGCUUCCCUAGACCGUUGCUGCUGAGUGGCAGAUAGCAACCCCUCUCCUCCUCACGUCCCUUCCUGAUGCUAAAAAGCCCUCGCUGCUGGGGUUUCACGCGGUGACCAAAGUAUCCCUCCCUGGGCAGUGGGUGGCCGUGAACCCAACAGACUUUGGCACAUGGACUCGCUCCCUUCCAGUCCCCUGGCUCUGGACCACCCCACAUUGAAACAUUAGAACAGUAGGGCAAUCCCCUUCCAUGGGGCUCCUGCUGUCGCCAUUAUUAGGAAUGUCCCAUCACUGAACAUCCACUGAGCCCGCGCAGCAAACAUUACAGCAAACAUCGGGCCACAUUCACCUCUUGGGCUGUGAUGCCAGUGGAAGUAGUGUCUGUCCUGAAACAGCUCUGCUCCUUGAUCUCCUGCUUUCUGUACCUCCCUUUCCAAGUGGCCCCCUGUUGCGUGGGGCCAGAGGCCCGUGCACUUCUGCUGCUUCCUCCCCACCGGAGCAGUCUCCUUGCUGGGAUACUGAGUGCUCCGGAGAUGCCCGGAAAGGAUGAGCAAGCCUUCCAGGUGAUAAAUGAGCAGCAAGAGAAGGCGACUCACUCACACAUCCUGCUCUGGUGUAUACACGUCUGGUAACUGAACUGCAGGGUGUCCCGCAAGAGCUCUGUCUGCGCUGGCAUUUGGGAAUGGAAGUGCGGAUCUGCACACUGAUGAGCCCUGCCGAGCAUCCUGGGCUUGAGAGGGAGCUAUGUGUGAGCUUUCAGGAGGGCUAGAGGCAGGGUUCUGCCUUGUGUGCUUUCAUUUCUGAUGUCUUCUGCUCUGGCUUUCCACCAUGUCACACCAACCACUCUGCUCGUGUGGGUCAAAGGCCAUGCUGGGACAGCUGGGGACAGCCCACACCCAUGGGGGAAGAAAAGUAGCAAUAAUGAACUUCAAGGCACUGGUAACUGAAAACCCAGACUGCACAAGGGGCUCGUAUGCAAUCAGGUUCCGAAGACCAUCAGUCUCCAGGUCAGCCCUCUCAUCCAGCACCCACGGACUAUGAUUUACAACACAUGUAUGUGUACAGUAUAUAUACAACUUGUACAAUGUAACAUUAGUGAGUGUCUAUCAGUGUGGUAACAGCUGAUUUCCGCGUAUCCUUUAAUCUUUUAUUUGCUUCUAAUUUAUAUAUAAAUAUAUAUAAAAUUAUUUUGCUUAAAUUUAUAUGGUACAUAAUAGAUGAAAAAUAAUGAAGACAGAUACGGCUGUCUGAGGUUUUGUAGUACAACCUGUAUGGUACAUUUCAGGGUAUCUUUCAGGUAGGCUUGUUCUAAAAUGAGCAGGGAGAGAGAGGUUUAAGGUAAUUGCUUAAUUAGCUAAGUAACAAUUGCUCCAAAGCCGAAUGCUUUCACAUUCAAAAGGUGUUAAUUAGAAAAGAUCAUUCCCUUUUAGAAAACAAGGCAUUUCAGCUUUCUAAGGCCUGGUCUACACUACAGAGCUAGGUCGAGAUAAGGCAGCUUACAUUAACCUAACUCUGUAAGCGACUCCACUAAAAGGUAGCUCCCACCCAUGUAACUCGCCCACGACACCGACUUAAUAACUCCACCGCUGUGAGAGGCGUAGCGCUUAGGACCACGGAGUUAGGUCGAUGCAGUGUCAGUGUAGACAUCGACUGUUACCAUGGGCGGCGAGUUCUAUGGGCCCGUGGUGCCCAGGCACCACCGGCCCAGCUCCAGCACUGGUCUCUCCCUCGGGCCUGCCUACUGCCCCCGUGUCCCCCGGACCAUUUCAAACAGCCCGGGGCCCCCACUCACCACCGGCAGCACAGUGGAGCUGAGCAGCUUCCUGCCUGCUCGCUCCACGUGGCUGCCGGCCCCACCCUGUGGCUCCUUGGCGGGGUGGGUCUGUGUCCUGCCCCAAGCACUCCUGCGGCCAAUAGGAAGCUGCAGGGGCAGUGCCUGGGGGUAGCAGCGCACGGAGACCUCCCGGCCCGCUCUGCCUAGGAGCCCCAGGUAAGCACCGCACCCCCCAUUACCACCUCCUGCACCCCCACCCCUUUCCCACACACACACCCCCUCUGGCCCGCAGACUCCCUCCCAGAGCCUGCACCCCUCACCCCCUCGUACACCCUCACCCCUUGCCCCAGCCCAGAGCCUACACCCAGCACACAAACUCCAUCCCAGAGCCUGCACCUCAGACCCUCCUCUCCCACCCAAACUCCCUCCCAGAGCCCAACCUCUCACCCAUCCUGCACCCCAAUCCCCUGCCCCAGCCCAGGGUCUGCGCCCCAGACCUCCUCCCCCCACCCACACUCCCUCCCAGAGCCUUAGGUAGGUGGGGGGUGGAGUUGGGGGCGAGCUCUGGGCAUUCUGGGCACCACCAAAAUUUCUACAAACCUGCUGCCCCUGGCUGUUUCUGCCUGUCAGAAGCCAUCCCUCAAUGCCCCACACUGACAGUGAAAUCAGUGCAAGUGCUUCUGGUGAGGACGCACACCACCGACAGGAGCGUAGUGUGGAUGUGCAAAAGGGAUUUAAUUACUGCAGUGGCUGUAUGUCGACGUAACUUAGGUCGACUUAAUUUUGUAGUGUAAACUUGCCCCACAGGAAGGCUGUCAGUAUUCCAGCUAGUUGCCAUGUUCGAAAUUCAAUGCGGUGUUCUCCUCUUCUCUACUUGAGCAGACUGGCACUCGGGUCCCACGGUCAGCCAGUGCAGGCUGGCUGUGUGGGUUGCCGGGGACCCAAUAAAGCAGGGGAAUCUCUCCCUUUUUUGAACUGCUGGGUUGAUAACACUGAGCCGCUUGGAUCCAGCCUGCCGGGCGACUAUUGCAUAUUCCAUCAUGGAGGCAUUUAGACCCUAACUCCUUUUGAGACAGACUUUACGUAACUGUGGGAGCACAGAAGGUUCUCUGCUCCAAAGCUCUUCAGUCAUACCUUUCUUUGUUUGAUUUAUAACAACAUUACAUUGGGGGGGCGGUCCCACUCAAGUUCUGAUUCAGGUUCAUAAAAGGGAGUCGAAAUAUAGCUCUUUAAAAUGCCUUAUUUUUCCUUGCGUAUUUUGUCCCAACAAGUGUUAGCCCAGAGCUUGGAACAAUAAGAGAUUCCUACAUCUGCUGUCACUAAAACAGGACCCGUGUGCUGUUGCAGCUAACCAAAGUGCAGAGUGAAAUUAAGUGUUGGCACCUAAAUGCCCAGCUUUGCUGGUCUCUGGGGCAGCAAUUAGUCCUUGCUGAUCUACCUUCAGUAAACGCAUUUGUGUAGAAGCCUCAUACCCAGACACUACAGAAUAGCAGAGCUAAAGAGGGGAAUAUUAGGAAUACACCCGAAACACCCAGUCAUUUUUAGGACAGCUAAUUUUAAAAGCAAACUACUUCUCUGACACAGUUCCUUUAGUGACAACACUUAAUCUGAGCACUGUCCUGGUCUUUCUGUUUUCCCACCAGAGGAUUUUAAUGUCAUUCUACUGUAAAUGCUGUUGAAUGUAAUUCUUUGGAACAAUAUAUUGUGUGAUCCCUCUUCUCCUACACAGGAAUAAAACUUGGAUUCAGGAGUUUUAAAAUGCA